GGGAUCCAAUCCGGUUUGAGCUAGUUCUGGUCUGGUUGGACAUUUAUGUUAAGUUACAGACCCUCUGGAGGUGUAAAGGCUGAAGGUGCAGGGACUGACACACGUUACAUCCAGUUUCCAAGGCUGUGCAAAGCUUGCUGCUCUUCCGCUUUUGUCUCUGUCCUUCAAACUCGAGCAACAAUGGGCAAAAAGAAACAGUGUGACGCCAGUGCAGAUGUAGAGCCGGAGGUUCCCACGCGGGCAAGACGGUCUCCAAGGUUUUCCAAGUUAGACAAAGAGAUAAAACCCCUGCCAGAGAAGAUAAAGGCGCCUCCUAAGAAGAAAGCCAAACCGACGGAAAAGGCCAAGGCAGAGGAGAAGAAAGAAGAACCCGAGGCGGAGAAAGACGCUCCUGCAGCUGAGAAUGGAGACGAGAAAGCUGAGGAGGAGCCCGCAGCAGCAGAUGAGGUGAAGGAGGAGGAAGCCAACGACAAGGAAGAGGAAGAGGAGGCAAAGGAAGCAGAGUAGAAACGACCACCACUAGACUCACCCACCAAUGCUCCCUGUACCUCUUUUGUUGUAAAAUGCAGAGAAUAUUUUUAUCGACUAUUUUCUUAAGACAACAAUGUUUUUAGGGAUGUGAUUGCAUUUUUUUUUUUAAAUACUACAAAUUCCAUCAACGUUUGUGGCUUCUGUGAAGGGAAAGUUUCUUUCAUUGUUUUCUUGUGACCUUUUUGUCUUCAGGUUGUAGUUUGUUUGUGUUUUUCUUUUUCUGCAUGACAUGCAACUGUGCCUCAUGAGUGGGAGAGUUUAUUGGAGACAUUCCCGAGGCAUUGUGAGGGAUUUUUCUAUCUUGUACUGUUUAUGUAAAACACAUCAUCAAUACUGUGUCUGGUAGAUGAUGGGAGGACAUUAAAGUUGUGUUACACGCUAAGUCAAGCCUUCUCACAACGGUCUGUUUCAUCGUCCUGUCAGAUUUCGAUUUCAAGGUACAUCUGAUGACAGUGAAGAUGAUCCAUGUACUCAGCUAUGCUAUAAAAAAAGAAAUGCAAAGCUAGUCAUACCCAUCAUGGUUCAUUCUUUUGGAUAUCUGUAUGGUUUUGGGAUUUCUUGACCAAUGUACAGUUUCCUCUUUUUUUUUAUGAAAAAAAAAAACAAUAAAAUGUUAUGAAUGGUAUGAAAUGCCAA
Molecule: messenger RNA, 1167 nt
Organism: Salarias fasciatus (jewelled blenny)
Lineage: Eukaryota; Metazoa; Chordata; Actinopteri; Blenniiformes; Blenniidae
Gene: hmgn1a
Product: high mobility group nucleosome binding domain 1a
Exons: 6
Coding region: 46-507 (153 amino acids)
Source: RefSeq, a predicted model, not a curated record